Rhineura floridana is the source of this 1317-nucleotide messenger RNA. Its product is annotated as vomeronasal type-2 receptor 26-like. NCBI's taxonomy places the organism in Eukaryota, Metazoa, Chordata, Lepidosauria, Squamata, Rhineuridae. The transcript has 3 exons. The record is from RefSeq and is a predicted model, not a curated record. Gene Ontology annotation, molecular function: G protein-coupled receptor activity. Gene Ontology annotation, biological process: G protein-coupled receptor signaling pathway. Gene Ontology annotation, cellular component: membrane. Bases 331 to 1317 code for a protein of 328 amino acids.
GGCCCCACUCAUGCAUUGGGUUACGUUCCAGACACCUGCCGAAAAGUGAAACCCGCCGAAAAGUGGAACUCAUUCAAUAGAAUGGCGCCCAAUGCCCGAAAAAUGCCGUAAAAGCAGAACAAGCACCAUAUGUGGGUCCUUACUCUAAUUGAAAGCCACCGUAUUAACAGAACGCCGAAAAGCAGGCCGCAGAAAAGCGGGGCCCUACUGUAUAAAUAAUUGAAAAUAAUCAGUUAUGACUGUUCCCAUUUUUCCCUCUCCCCUCCACAAACAUAUCAGACAAAGCCUCAUUCCCAGUGUGUUGAGAGAUGUCACUUUGGAGAUCACAGGAUGGUUCGGGAGGGGGAACCCAUUUGCUGUUAUGACUGCACUCCAUGUCCAGAAGACAUGUUUUCUAAUGAGAUAGAUGCAGUCCAUUGUGUCAAGUGCCCUGAAGAUCAAUAUCCAAAUGAAAACAAGGACCAAUGUAUCCCCAAGUUUAUAACUUUCCUAACCUACGAUGAGCCCUUAGGAAUCACUUUAACUUCAGUUUCUAUUUCCUUUUCUUUGAUCACACUUUUUGUGAUCCAAACCUUUCUAAGGAACUGGAAUACUCCAACUGUAAGAGCCAACAACCAGAACCUCACCUGCCUUCUUCUCAUCUCCAUCCUCCUUUGCUACCUUACUUCCCUUCUGUUCAUUGGUAAACCUGGGAAGGCUACCUGCCUUCUCCGACAAGUAGCCUUCGGCAUUGUUUUUUCUGUUGCAAUUUCUUGUGUGUUGGCAAAAACAAUCAUUGUCAUCCUAGCUUUCCUGGCCACAAAGCCAGGCAACAGGGUGAGGAAAUUUCUAGGGCAGAAAGUAGCAAAUGCCAUUGUUCUUUUUUGUUCCCUCAUUCAAGUGGGCAUUUGUACUGUGUGGCUGUCAACCUCUCCUCCCUUCCCAGAUGCUGACAUGCACUCACAAACUGGACACAUCAUACUGGAAUGUAAUGAAGGCUCCACCACUAUGUUCUACUGUGUAUUGGGCUACAUUGGCUUUCUCGCUAUCAUCAUCUUCACUGUUGCUUUCCUAGCCAGAAAAUUACCUGACACUUUCAAUGAAGCCAUGUUCAUCACCUUCAGCAUGCUAGUAUUUUGCAGUGUUUGGGUGUCCUUUAUUCCAGGUUACCUGAGUACCAAGGGAAAAUACAUUGUGGCUGUGGAGGUUUUUGCCAUCUUGCCUUCCAAUACUGGAGUACUUGUUUGCAUCUUUCUCCCAAAAUGUUACAUUAUUACAUUGAGACCUGAUCUCAAUUCUAGGGAAAUGCUCAGAGGAACACAUAAUUAUAAACUGUGA